Messenger RNA from Hordeum vulgare subsp. vulgare (domesticated barley), 1270 nucleotides. RefSeq names its product ras-related protein RABA5a. The record is from RefSeq and is a predicted model, not a curated record. Gene Ontology annotation, molecular function: GTP binding; GTPase activity. Gene Ontology annotation, cellular component: endosome. The transcript has 4 exons. The coding region runs from base 321 to 992 and encodes 223 amino acids. NCBI's taxonomy places the organism in Eukaryota, Viridiplantae, Streptophyta, Magnoliopsida, Poales, Poaceae.
CAAAUCAGCCGCUUCUUUUUCCUCUCCCCUCCCCUUUCGCUCUCCAGAGUCCUCCUCACCUUCCUCCCUUCCAAACUCCCGCGGAUCUGCCCACACCUGCCGCCGUGCCGCUCCUCGCCGUCACCGCCGGCGCCUCAUCCCCACCCCCCCACCCCCCGGGGACGCGCGUCGCCGCCGCCCCCGCGCCCCCGGGACGACGUCCUGCGGCCGCGUCUCCGCCCCGUCGGCCGGCCGCCAUUGGCCCCCCGCCGUCCCCUCGAGGGUUACUGUGAUCUUGGGAAGCACUAGAAAAGUUGUUGCUUCUAUAGAGUUAUUGCAGAAUGGCUUAUGGUGGAGAUGAGCAGCAAAGCCAGGAUUAUCUAUUCAAAAUUGUUCUGCUUGGUGACUCUUCUGUUGGCAAAUCAAAUUUGCUUGCCAGAUUUGCUAGGAACGAGUUCUUUCCAAAUUCGAAAUCCACAAUAGGAGUAGAAUUCCAGACCCAGAAAUUGGUAAUUGAUGGAAAGGAAAUUAAAGCUCAGAUAUGGGACACAGCAGGACAAGAACGUUUCAGAGCUGUCACAUCUGCCUACUACAGAGGAGCCGUUGGAGCUCUUCUGGUUUAUGAUAUUACCAGACGCCAGACAUUUGACAGUGUUGGCCGAUGGCUUAAUGAACUGCAUGCUCAUUCCGACAUGAACGUCGUCACAAUUCUGAUUGGCAACAAGACUGACCUCAAGCAUGCGCGGGAGGUGAGCCCUGCGGAAGGCAAAGCCCUGGCAGAGGCGCAGGGCCUCUUCUUCAUGGAAACCUCGGCGCUGGACUCGUCGAACGUCACAGCAGCUUUCCAAACCGUGGUCAAGGAGAUCUACAGCAUACUAAGCAGGAAGGUGUUCCAAUCUCAAGAGCAGAAGAAAAGCGAGCUGCAGUCGCUAAGCAACGGGAAAGCCGUGGUUCUGCAGAGCGACGCCCCCAGUGCCACAAGCAGCGGCGGGAGGUGGUGCUGUUCGUCGUAGAGCAUGUAAGACCAGCCCCCCCUUCUCUCCGUUUUACUCCUGGUUCCUGGACCUGAUGACUACGAGAGGGUCCCUGUUGCGUGCCCGUAGGAUGUAAUGAUGCGGAUCUGGUUAGUGAAAAGUUGUGCUGGCCUUCUUCAAAUCAAAAGUUAAAAGUUGGCCGAGGGUUGGUUGGUUGUAUGAAAGGUGUGCUUUUCCGUUGGAGGAAAAUCUCAGUGUAUAGUUCCAUUGGUCCUUCCGGCAUAAUGAUGAUAUACGUGAUUGUGUAAAGAGGAAAA